This is a messenger RNA of Rosa rugosa (rugosa rose), 942 nucleotides long. RefSeq lists its product as uncharacterized. The coding region runs from base 1 to 942 and encodes 313 amino acids. The record is from RefSeq and is a predicted model, not a curated record. The transcript has 2 exons. Gene Ontology annotation, molecular function: nucleic acid binding; RNA-DNA hybrid ribonuclease activity. Lineage: Eukaryota; Viridiplantae; Streptophyta; Magnoliopsida; Rosales; Rosaceae.
AUGCACGCAUGGCGUUUGGUCAAGGGAAUCUUACCUACUAGAGCUGCCCUAGCUAAGAGGGUCCAGCUCCCAGAUGUGAGAUGUGUGUAUUGCUCUAAUGGCGUGGAAGAUAGUUUGCAUUUGUUCAAAAACUGUGAAGCAUUGAAGGCUUUCUGGAAGCAUGGAUCGUUGAAUUUACAACCUGGUAAGCACCCCACUACUCUUCUUGAUAUUUGGUUUUGGGACAUGAUUAAUGCACUUGAUGGUGAGAAUCUUGAAUAUUUCUUGAUGGCCCUUUGGGUGGUUUGGAUGGAACGAAACAACAUGGUCUGGAAGGGUUCUUAUUUUAACAUCAUUAACAUGCAUGCAUGGGCUACUUCAUUCCUUAAUGACUACAAAAAAUUACACGAACGUCAAGGACGUAAGGCGAGGAGGGCUCCCAUCAAGUGGACUUGUCCACCACGGGGAAGGCUAAAAAUUAAUAUAGAUGGGAGUUUUUGUGUUGAAACAGGCUCUGGAGGUGUGGGUGUUGUGGUUAGAAAUUAUGAAGGGAUGUGCAUGGCUACCUUUGCAAGAACGGUCCAAUAUGCAGAGUCUGCAAUUCAUAUGGAAGCAGAAGCCCUUAAAGCAGGGUUGUUGAUUGCAAUUCAACAGGAUUGGAAAGAAAUUGAAGUUGAAAGUGAUUGUGUGAACUUGGUGAGUGCAUUACAUGUUGAUGGAGAUGAUUUUUCGGACAUUGGAAGGAUCUUGGAUAACUAUAGAAGGUAUGUUAAUGCAUUUAAUUUCUUUAACUUUCAACAUAUAUGUUGCGAAGCAAAUGGUGUGGCCAAUAGAUUAGCUCUUCUUGCUAGAUGUGGGAAUUUAGAUGAAUUUUGUUUAGAGGAGACGCCUGUUAUCAUUCAGGAUGUUCUCUAUGAGGAUCAAUGUAAUCUUUCUUAUGUAGCUCGAGGUUCAGUUGGUUAA